AUGGCCGACAAGUCCCAUGAACCCGUCCAGCCCAUCCACCCCUCGAUGGAGGGCAAGCUGGACCCCGUCUUCGUCCAGCUUUACAACGAAAACGUCGCCUAUAAACCCAACGGACCCAUUGACCUGGCCGUCCUGCGCAAGCACUACUCCCAGCUUUACAGCUACGGCACAGGCCCGGCCCCCGAGGCCGCGCGCACCUACGAUACCACCUUUCCUCUCGACGACGGCGCUGGCACCGAGAUUGGCCUGCGCGUCUACGAGCCCGCCUCGCCGGGGCCGUGGCCCGUCCACAUCGACUUCCACGGCGGCGGCUGGGGCCUCGGCGACCUCGACACCGAGGCGCACAUUUGCAAGCACAUCAGCCACCAGGCCAACGUGGUCGUCGUUGACGUCGACUACCGCCUAGUCCCGGAGCACCCGUACCCGACGCAAAUCACCGACUGCUGGGCGGCGCUGCAGUACGUCCACGCGCACGGCGCCGAAAAGUUCCGCAUCAAGCCCGACAGCAUCUCGAUUGGCGGCGUGUCGGCGGGCGGCUGCAUCGCCCUCGCCCUCGCGCACCUGGCGCGCGACGCCGGGCUCCCGCUGCGUCUCGUGGCGGCCGGCACGCCCGUCAUUGACGACCUGCCCGCCGCGGCCGCUGAUUCGCCGCACGCGUCGAUGCGCGAAAACGAGUUUGCGCCGACGCUCAACUGGGCGCGCCUCGCCUUCUUCAACCGCUUCAAGUUUUCCGAGGACCCUGUCGCGGCAAAGGCGGCCAAGGACGAGAUGGGCUGGUUCGCCAACCUGCUCGACGCGGACAACAUGAGCAACCUGCCGAGGACGGUGAUUUACACGGCCGGCGCGGACCCGCUGCGCGACGAGGGCGAGGCGUACGCGCGCAAGCUGCUGGAGCACGGCAACGAGGUGAUUGCGAGGCGGUUCGUCGGCGUGCCGCAUCCGUUUAUGCACAUGGACGGCCGCUUGAAGCAGGGACGCGAGUUUAUAGACGAGACGGCACGUUACGUGCGUCUGGCCCAUUGGGACUGA
This is a messenger RNA of Beauveria bassiana ARSEF 2860, 1029 nucleotides long. RefSeq names its product esterase-like protein. The coding region runs from base 1 to 1029 and encodes 342 amino acids. The record is from RefSeq and is a predicted model, not a curated record. NCBI's taxonomy places the organism in Eukaryota, Fungi, Ascomycota, Sordariomycetes, Hypocreales, Cordycipitaceae. The transcript has a single exon. Gene Ontology annotation, molecular function: hydrolase activity.